CCGAUCCACUUAGCACUCGAGAUGAAGCCCUUUGCCUGCAUUCUGGUGAUCCUCGCCUCCGUUUUGGCCGUUGGCCACGCCUCCCUGGGCGGUCUCCUUGGCGGCGGCGGCGGUGGUGGUGGUGGUGGCUCCAUUGGAGGAGGUGCCGGUGGCAUUGGCCAGCUGCUGCAGAGCAAGCUGGGAAGUCUCGGCGGUCUUGGCGGUGGCCUGGGCGGUGGUCUAGGCGGCGGCUUGGGCGGCAAGCUCGGAGGCGGCGGCGGUGGAGGAUACUCUGGUGGCCAGUCUGGAGGCUGGUCAAACGGUGGUGGAUACUCCGGCGGCGGUGGAUACUCCGGCGGCGGUGGAUACUCCGGCGGCGGUGGAUACUCCGGCGGCGGUGGAUACUCUGCUCCUAGGCCCGUCGAGAAGGUGGUCAUCGUGAAGGUCAUCAGUGAGGGUCAGUCCGGCGGCUACUCCAACGGCGGUGGCUACUCCGGCGGCUACUCCGGCGCCCAGUCUGGUGGCUGGUCCUCUGGCGGCGGUGGUGGCUACUCCGGUGGCGCCCAGUCCGGAGGCUGGAACAAGGGCUGGUAAGCCAGACGCAGGUUUGGCCCGAAGACCAACCGCAAAUAGAGUUCAAACUGCCAACCAAAAAGCUAUGCCGAGAGGGAGGCCUCCAGAGAUUAAAAGGGAGAUGAGAUCCUGC
Drosophila kikkawai is the source of this 685-nucleotide messenger RNA. Its product is annotated as loricrin. The record is from RefSeq and is a predicted model, not a curated record. NCBI's taxonomy places the organism in Eukaryota, Metazoa, Arthropoda, Insecta, Diptera, Drosophilidae.